UCUGUUGCUUUAACAACCAAACAGUCUCAGUGACUCUCAGUCAGUCAGCUAACAGACCUGAAGGUCCUCUCCUGUUGCUCCUGCUCAUCUAACAGCUAUGAAAAACCUCCAUUUCAAGGAUUCCUUCUGGAACCUUGACCUGACCAGCACUGCUGGCUACGAUGCUAUCAUCCAGUAUCUCAAUGAUGGCAGGAGGACAUGCAAGGAGGUGGAGGACUUCCUAAAGGCCAGGGCGUCGGUUGAAGAGAAGUACGCCAAAGAUCUCCUGGGUUUGUCCAAGAAGGUGUGUGGACACAAUGAGAUGAACACAUUAAAAAGAUCCCUGGACAUGUUCAAAUUACAGACCGAACAUGUGAGCCUAUCACACUUACAACUGGCGCAGAGCAUGAGGGAGGAGGCCAAGAAACUGGAAGAAUUCAGAGAAAAGCAAAAAGAAGCGAGGAAAAAGAUGGAGCAACAGAUGGAUGCUCUCCAUAAACAGAAGUCGUCGCAGUUCAAGAAGACAAUGGAUUCAAAGAAGACAUACGAGCAGAAGUGCCGAGAAAAAGAAGAAGCAGAUCAGAACGUGAAUCGAAACACCAACACCAACAACACCAAGCACAUAGAGAAGCUCUACUCAAAAGCACAGCAAGCAAAACAGAAUGCAGAAGAAGCAGACAGGUUAUACCAUCAGAGUGUGACCACGGUGGGCAAGGUUAGAGACGAAUGGCAGAAGGAACAUGUCAACGCCUGUGAGAUGUUUGAGAAACAGGCAAUGGAGCGCAUUAACUUUCUGAGAAACACAAUCUGGACUCACCUCAACCAGCUAUCCCAGCAGUGUGUGACCACUGAUGAGCUGUAUGAGGAAGUUAGGAAGUCACUGGAGCAGUGUGAUGUCCAGGAGGAUAUUGAGCACCUUAUAAACCUCAGACGGACCGGUGACAAACCACCAGCUCCAGUUGUGUAUGAGAACUUCUACAGUGGUCAGAGGCCUCCAGCUGGAGCUCCACCCUCUCGACUGCCCCCACCAGUCAGCAGGAGGGGGCCAUUACCUGAUCCAACAAACAACAGUAGAGAUGAUACCCUCUACUCAACAGUGCACGACCCCGGCUACAGUGUUAUCCAAUACUAACAAGCUGGAGAAGUUAUUGUAGAUCCUGUGCAGUGCUGGAGCUUUGUAACUGGACAUGACGGCUACAUCACUUCCUCCUUUACGCAGAAAUGUUCAGAUGCUUCAAGAUGGAAUUAUGAAGUCCAUCACUCCGUUUUUCUCAAAAACUGUAAAACUUAUUAAACCUAUCUCCUCCCUCAUUUUUUGCUCAAACUUGCUCCGCUGCAUCUUCAGACUGUCUUCCACAAACCAUCCAGACAGAUUGUGCAUCAAGUGCAUCAAAAUGUUUUAGUGUUCAAUGUUAUUAGGGGCCGGGAAGCUAUGCUUGUUUUUGUCAAUAUUAUUAUUGUUAUUCAUCUUCCUAUGAAAUCUGCCUUCCCAUGCAUGAAAAUAAACCAAACUUUGCACAUAAAUCCAGUCUCAUGCUAAACUAAACUAA
This is a messenger RNA of Sebastes umbrosus (honeycomb rockfish), 1529 nucleotides long. It is a transcript of the gene pstpip2, whose product is annotated as proline-serine-threonine phosphatase interacting protein 2. Gene Ontology annotation, cellular component: cytoplasm; plasma membrane; actin filament. The record is from RefSeq and is a predicted model, not a curated record. Bases 98 to 1111 code for a protein of 337 amino acids. Gene Ontology annotation, biological process: actin filament polymerization. The transcript has 14 exons. Gene Ontology annotation, molecular function: actin filament binding. Lineage: Eukaryota; Metazoa; Chordata; Actinopteri; Perciformes; Sebastidae.